ACAUCACCAGUAAAGGAGUCAAGCUGGUGUCCAUCGGAGCUGAGGAGAUCGUCGACGGCAACGCUAAAAUGACCCUGGGAAUGAUCUGGACCAUAAUCCUUCGCUUCGCCAUCCAGGACAUCUCUGUGGAAGAAACAUCAGCUAAAGAGGGUCUUCUUCUGUGGUGCCAGAGGAAGACUGCUCCUUACAAGAACGUCAACAUUCAGAACUUUCACAUUAGCUGGAAAGAUGGGUUGGGAUUCUGUGCUCUCAUUCACAGACACCGUCCAGAGCUCAUUGACUAUGGCAAGCUACGCAAGGAUGACCCCAUGACCAACCUGAACACAGCCUUCGACGUGGCAGAGAAGUACCUGGACAUUCCCAAGAUGUUGGACGCUGAGGAUAUCGUGGGCACGGCCCGCCCGGAUGAGAAGGCCAUCAUGACCUACGUAUCUAGCUUCUACCACGCCUUCUCUGGUGCUCAAAAGGCGGAGACGGCGGCCAAUAGGAUCUGCAAGGUGUUGGCUGUCAACCAGGAGAAUGAGCAGCUGAUGGAGGACUACGAGAAGCUGGCUAGUGACCUCCUGGAGUGGAUCCGUCGCACCGUCCCGUGGCUGGAGAACCGUGCCCCAGAGAAGACCAUGCUGGCUAUGCAGCAGAAGCUGGAGGACUUCAGGGACUAUCGGCGUCAACACAAACCCCCAAAGGUCCAGGAGAAGUGCCAGCUGGAGAUCAACUUCAACACCCUGCAGACCAAGCUGAGACUCAGCAACAGGCCUGCCUUCAUGCCCUCUGAGGGGAAGAUGGUGUCGGACGUGUCUAACGCGUGGGGCGGCCUGGAGGGGGCGGAGAAGGGUUACGAGGAGUGGCUCCUUAACGAGAUACGCCGGCUGGAGAGACUCGACCACCUGGCUGAGAAGUUUCGGCAGAAAGCAGCCAUCCACGAAGCCUGGACUGAAGGUAAGGAGGAGAUGCUGCAGGCGCGGGACUUUGAAACGGCCUCUCUGUCUGAGAUCAAGGCUCUGCUGAAGAAACACGAGGCCUUCGAGAGCGACCUGGCCGCGCACCAGGACCGCGUAGAGCAGAUAGCUGCCAUCGCUCAGGAGUUAAAUGAGCUAGACUACUAUGACUCCCCCAGUGUGAACAGUCGAUGCCAGAGGAUAUGUGACUUAUGGGACGCCCUAGGAGCCCUGACCCAGAAACGCAGCGAAGCUCUGCAGAGAACUGAGAAGCUUCUGGAGACCAUAGACCAGUUGUAUCUGGAGUUUGCUAAGCGAGCUGCUCCGUUCAACAACUGGAUGGAGGGAGCCAUGGAGGAUCUGCAGGACACCUUCAUAGUUCACACCAUAGAGGAGAUACAGGGUCUGAGUACAGCCCACGAGCAGUUUAAAGCCACUCUCCCUGAUGCGGAUAAGGAACGCGGUGCCAUCCUGGGCAUCCACAAUGAGAUCGCCAAGAUAGUGGCCACCUAUCAUGUGAACAUGGCUGGUACCAACCCUUACACCACCAUCAACCCUCAGGACAUCAACGCCAAGUGGGACAAGGUGAGACAGCUGGUUCCCCAGAGGGACCAGGCUCUGAUCGAAGAGCACGCCCGGCAGCAGAACAACGAGCGUCUCCGCAGGCAGUUCGCCAACCAAGCCAACGUCAUCGGGCCCUGGAUCCAAACCAAGAUGCAGGAGAUUGGUCGUAUCUCCAUCGAGAUGCACGGAACCCUGGAGGAUCAGCUGACCCACCUCCGCCAAUACGAGAAGAACAUCGUCAACUACAAGCCAAAGAUCGACCAAUUGGAGGGAGACCACCAACUGAUUCAGGAAGCUCUCAUCUUCGACAACAAGCACACCAACUACACCAUGGAGCAUAUCCGUGUGGGCUGGGAGCAGCUCCUGACCACCAUCGCCAGAACCAUCAACGAGAUCGAGAACCAGAUUCUGACGCGGGAUGCCAAGGGCAUCAGCCAGGACCAGAUGAACGAGUUCAGAGCCUCCUUCAACCACUUCGACAGGGAUCACUCGGGCACCCUGGGGGCUGAGGAGUUCAAGGCCUGCCUGAUCAGUCUGGGCUUCGAUAUCGCCAACGAUGCACAGGGUGAAGCGGAGUUCUCUCGCAUCAUGAGCAUCGUGGAUCCCAACCGGGUGGGCGUGGUCACGUUCCAGGCCUUUAUUGAUUUCAUGUCCCGGGAGACGGCCGAUACAGACACCGCUGACCAGGUCAUGGCCUCCUUCAAGGUCCUGGCUGGGGACAAGAACUUCAUCAUGGCUGAUGAGCUUCGUCGUGAGUUGCCUCCUGAUCAGGCAGAGUACUGCAUCGCCCGCAUGGCGCCCUACACCGGCACCGACGCCGUCCCCGGCGCCCUGGACUACAUGUCCUUCUCCACCGCACUCUACGGAGAGAGUGACCUCUGAGUGAUCCUUGGAUGACCUUUGACCCCUGACCUGGGAGGUUAUGCCCUAUGAGGUCACGCACCAGUCUACCUGCUCUCUCCACCGCCCACAAGACCCUCCUACUGCCCUCCCAGUGAGCACAAGACGUUGACAAAACGUCAUUUUGUUUGAAAAGACGUCAAAAAUACAUAUUUCUGGUUGAAAAUAUGUAAUUUUUGGUAAAAAUAUGUGGAAAAAAUAUGUAUUUUUGAUUGAAAAGACAUCAACAUCUUGUUCUCACUGGGCCAUCACUACAGCCCUGCUCUUGUCUGGGUCCCAGAUCUGUUGGUGAUAUCUUACCAUACCGUCACUCAUCGUUGUCACGCCAGUUUGCCAAAACAUCACAAGACAGAUCUGGCAUCAGGCUAGCUCUGCUCUACAGCGCUCAAAACAGAACAGAUCGAUAUGGCAUCAGGCUAGCUCUGCUCUACAGCGCUCAAAACAGAACAGACAGAUCUGGCAUCAGGCUAGCUCUGCUCUACAGCGCUCAAAACAGAACAGAUCGAUAUGGCAUCAGGCUAGCUCUGCUCUACAGCUCAAAACAGAACAGACAGAUCUGGC
This is a messenger RNA of Oncorhynchus masou masou (cherry salmon), 2963 nucleotides long. RefSeq names its product alpha-actinin-1-like. Bases 69 to 2384 code for a protein of 771 amino acids. The record is from RefSeq and is a predicted model, not a curated record. The transcript is spliced from 20 exons. Gene Ontology annotation, molecular function: calcium ion binding; actin filament binding. Lineage: Eukaryota; Metazoa; Chordata; Actinopteri; Salmoniformes; Salmonidae. Gene Ontology annotation, biological process: actin cytoskeleton organization; muscle cell development. Gene Ontology annotation, cellular component: stress fiber; Z disc; cell junction.